Oncorhynchus keta (chum salmon) is the source of this 3337-nucleotide messenger RNA. Its product is annotated as 2-phosphoxylose phosphatase 1-like. Gene Ontology annotation, molecular function: phosphatase activity. Gene Ontology annotation, biological process: glycosaminoglycan biosynthetic process; chondroitin sulfate proteoglycan biosynthetic process; dephosphorylation. Gene Ontology annotation, cellular component: Golgi apparatus. The coding region runs from base 208 to 1788 and encodes 526 amino acids. NCBI's taxonomy places the organism in Eukaryota, Metazoa, Chordata, Actinopteri, Salmoniformes, Salmonidae. The record is from RefSeq and is a predicted model, not a curated record. The transcript has 6 exons.
UUCAAAGGGGAGUAGAAGGCUAGCACAGCGAAGUGGAGCCAGCAAGCAGGACCCAGGACAGCCACACGGAUAGGUAGUUCAGAGGAGUAAAAGCCGGCACGGCGCUUGGUGGAUUCAAGUUCUGAUUGAGGUUCGCUACUUGACAGCAGGAAUGGGGCAAGGUGUGGGUGGUUGACUGACAGGGAGACGGACCAAUCACUUGUCAGGAUGCUGGCUCGGAACCGCUUCAUCCUCCUGGUGGUGGUGGGGGCGGUGCUGGCCAUCGUGAGUCUCAGCCUCCAAUUCUUGCACCUAAUCCCCACUACGCCAAUGGGUGAGGAGCGCCCCCCCCAGGAUCAGGGUCAAGUUCAGGGCCAGGGGAAGAGCAGGAAGAGAGUGAUCCCUGUCCCUCCCACAGAGGAUCCUGAUCCAGACCCCAUUACUGAGGCUUAUGGCUACUGCAACACCCCCGACCGCUCUGAACAGGCCUGGGAGGGACACAGCCCUGUGGACUACAAGCUGCUGUCUGUCCAGGUGAUGAUUCGCCAUGGCGACCGUUACCCCCUUUACGCCAUCCCCAAAACCAAGCGGCCUGCCAUCGACUGCACCCUGUCCCCAAAGAGGAAGCCCUCCCACCCCCAGCUAAAAUCUUUCAUUGGCCACAUGGCCCAGGGGGGGCAUGGCCGCUGGGAGGGGACUCUUAGCUCGUUGCCCCGUCUCCCUAACCACAGCGCUUGUGAGAUGGGCGAGCUCACUCAGACAGGUGUAGUGCAGCAUUUACGCAAUGGCCAGCUCCUUCGGCAAGCCUACAAGCGCCACAAACUCCUCCCGCCCGAUUGGUCGACCAAGCAAGUGUGGGUGGAGACUACGGGCAGGAGCCGCACCCUCCAGAGCGGGAUGGCUCUUCUGUAUGGGUUCCUGCCAGACUUUGACUGGAGCCUUCUGACAGUCCACCACCAGUGGAGCACGUUGUUCUGUGGUUCAGCCUGCGACUGUCCUGCCAGGAAUCCCUAUCUGGAGGAGGAGCAGAGGAGACAGUACCGCCUCAGAGCGGCAGACACUGAACUGGAGAGGACCUACGCAGACAUGGCCCGUACGCUAGGUCUGCCCCCGCGCCAGCUCAGAGCUGCCAACCCUAUAGACUCUCUGCUGUGCCACCUGUGCCACGGCCUGUCCUUCCCCUGUGUGUCAGCAGGGAGUGCUCUCGGCAGUGGGGGCUGUCUGACUCUGGCCCAGUUCGCUGUGAUCCGGAGGCAGCAGUUAGAGGACGAGGUGGACAGGAGGAGGGUGGGACUGUAUCGCCGCUACGCCGUGCUCGCCAUGCACCCCUACCUCAACCGCACCGCCAACAGGUUGGAGCGCGUCGCCAAGGCCUACGCUCCGGGCCGAAAACCCCGCGCUGGAGAGGAGGUGUUCACCCUGUCCUCGGCUCACGACGUCACCGUGGCGCCGUUACUAAGCGCCCUGGGCUUGGAGGAGGCAUUGUUCCCGAGGUUUGCAGCAAGGGUUGUGUUUGAGCUGUGGAAGAGUCCGCACGCAACGCAGGGACCACGUAAGGGGCAACGACAGAGUCAGAAUAAGGCUUCUGGGGUGAAAGGGGAGAGGUCAAAAGGUGGUAACAUGUUUGUGAGGGUUCUGUACAACGGAGAGGACGUAACAUUCCAUACCACUUUCUGUCGCUCACAUGACCGCCAUGCCACACAACCGCUAUGCCCCCUGGGUAACUUCCUGUCUUUCGUCAGGAAAGACAUGUUCGGUGUCCUCAACGCCACAUCCUACCAUGACGCCUGCUACCGACGGACAGGCUGACUGACAGAGGGAUGGAGAGAGAAAAGGAGGAGAGGAAGGGAAUCAUUUAGCUGAUUUUGUAAUUUGUUAAUAGCUCUUUUCCCACUUUGAUGGUCUAUUGAAUUAUUUGAAUGUCUUAAAACUUUGACAUUUUUCUAAAGUCAAAAAACAUUCCUAGAAAGCAUAGAUACUGAUCAUACAUGUCAUGCACACAAACACACUGCAAGAAUACACAUUUUCACCAACAAAUUCCUAUACACUAUAUACACACUCUUCAUGCCUUCUUGAUCAGAUAUAUUUGUCAAUGAAGUUGGACUUCUAAACUGACAGCCUUGUGGUGUUGACAAUCACACCGGGAUACUUAACCUGCAAAUAUACACAUUUGAACGUUGACCUUUCUACCAUUUUUAAGUUUUUGAAAUGUUUGUAAGGGAAAGACAUUCUGGGGUGAAAGUUAAGUACUCAAACACUUUAUUCGCACAUUUCAACUGGGAAUGUUGAGAUUCCGCUUUUCCCAAAUUCCUGCAUAGAAAAGAGGAACAUUGAAACUGGAAACACGAAUGCUGGAUUAGUUCAUAUAAAAUGUUGAAACUGCCAAUUAUAAUUUGUCUCGAUAUUGUUCUUACAUUUUGCUUAAAAUGGUGCUGGAGACCAAUAGAAUUAGGGUAUUUUUUUCUGUAUAAUUAAUUCAUUUGAGUUUACUGCUAAAAAAAGAACUCAGCCACAUACUGUACUUUCAGGCUGAUUUCAAUGUUAAGAAUUAAGUCAUCCCAACAAUUUACACUCAAUGUUUACUCAAUAAUGAAAGUAUUCCACACCUUAGUAAAGGCUAGUUUUUAUGGUACUUAGAUUUCACUGCUGCUGUAAGAUGGUAAGAACAGUUGUCAUCAGUAAAUUGUACAUUUUUCCACUACAUGAAGGAAACCAUUUUUCCACGACAUGUAGGAAACCAUUUUUCCACGACAUGUAGGAAACCAUUUUUCCACUACAUGAAGGAAACCAUUUUUCCACUACAUGAAGGAAACCAUUUUUCCACGACAUGUAGGAUUACCAUUUUUCCACGACAUGUAGGAAACCAUUUUUCCACGACAUGUAGGAAACCAUUUUUCCACGACAUGAAGGAAACCAUUUUUCCACUACAUGAAGGAAACCAUUUUUCCACUACAUGAAGGAAACCAUUUUUCCACGACAUGUAGGAAACCAUUUUUCCACGACAUGUAGGAAACCAUUUUUCCACUACAUGAAGGAAACCAUUUUUCCACGACAUGUAGGAAACCAUUUUUCCACGACAUGAAGGAAACCAUUUUUCCACUACAUGAAGGAAACCAUUUUUCCACGACAUGAAGGAAACCAUUUUUCCACUACAUGAAGGAAACCAUUUUUCCACGACAUGAAGGAAACCAUUUUUCCACGACAUGAAGGAAACCAUUUUUCCACGACAUGAAGGAAACCAUUUUUCAGUUGGGACUAUUUUUAUUAAUGAUGUUCAUAAUUUUGAAUAAUUACAAUUUUUACUGUAAAGCACAUUACACAGUCUGCAAAGAAGUAAUAAAACUUGUUUCCUCACAAA